AUGGCCACCAUCUCUGCGUGCUCUCCGACCUCCACCGUUGCACGUGCUGCGCUCGUGCCCAAGGCUCCGGCACCACGCCCCUCCGCCGUUCUCGGGUUGCCGGCAAUGAGUAGCAUGGGCAAGAUGAGAUGUUCGAUGGAGGGAAAGGCAGCGAGCGAGUCAAAAUUGGGGAUGGGUGCAUCUAUGAUGGCGGCGGCGGCUGCAGCCGCCAUGUCCAGCCCAGCAGCCAUGGCUCUGGUGGAUGAGAGAAUGAGCACGGAAGGGACGGGGCUCCCAUUCGGGCUGAGCAACAACCUUCUUGGUUGGAUACUGUUGGGUGUCUUCGGUUUAAUCUGGUCUCUCUACAUCGUCUACACUUCUGGCCUCGAUGAGGACGAGGAGUCUGGACUCUCCCUCUGA
This is a messenger RNA of Ipomoea triloba (trilobed morning glory), 399 nucleotides long. RefSeq names its product photosystem II reaction center W protein, chloroplastic. Lineage: Eukaryota; Viridiplantae; Streptophyta; Magnoliopsida; Solanales; Convolvulaceae. The transcript has 2 exons. The record is from RefSeq and is a predicted model, not a curated record. Bases 1 to 399 code for a protein of 132 amino acids. Gene Ontology annotation, cellular component: chloroplast; photosystem II. Gene Ontology annotation, biological process: photosynthesis.